Messenger RNA from Podarcis raffonei (Aeolian wall lizard), 4751 nucleotides. RefSeq names its product tensin 4 (gene TNS4). The transcript is spliced from 13 exons. Gene Ontology annotation, molecular function: protein binding. Bases 686 to 2830 code for a protein of 714 amino acids. The record is from RefSeq and is a predicted model, not a curated record. Lineage: Eukaryota; Metazoa; Chordata; Lepidosauria; Squamata; Lacertidae.
CUGGGGCAACGCUCUGCCCACGCUUUUCACCACACGAGUUCUUGUUGGUGAGUGAAAGGCACUCUGCACAUUCUCAGGAACACUCUCUGUCUGGUAUUCAAGACUGUGAAUGAGGGAGCCUGGCUGCCAGCCAGAGGGCAGCAGAGGGUAUUGUUCUCCCUCCACCUCUCGUUUACCAGAAAUCGGGAUAAAAUCCCCCCACCUCCUUUUGUCAAAUGCCCAGAUUCACUUCUUUAUUUCUCUGUUUGUUCAUUUCCCCUUUACAUUAUGCAGCCAUUUGUCUUCCUGCUUAGUGAAGCAACGAGUUGCGGUGGAGGGAGCAUGGCUGGCCGGCUGCCAGCUUCCACAGUCAACUUCUUGGGCUUUUUUUCAUUACUCCUGGACAUGACUCGAAGAGACACGCCUUAGCAAUCCAGGUGUGGCUGCCAUGAGCUCACCUGGCAUAGGCGGGACGGGACAACCAUUAAAGCAACAGCACCCUCAAGGCACUCAUAUCUUCUCACACUUUCCCUUUGCCACACUUCAGAGUGAGUAUAUCACAGAAAACAGCUGCUGCAGCUUAGGUUUCCUCCUUUGAUGCUGCAGGCUCCAGGAAAAGUUUGCAGGUGUUUGCAACAUCUCAGCCGCUCAGAGAGAGAGAGAGAGAGAGAAGAUAAACAAUCCUUGAAGACUUCACAACCGAAGGAUGUCAAGGGUGAUGCCAAACCAUGUGCUUAGGGUCGGACAGACAAUAUGUGUUUCCUCCCAAGAAGACCACGCUCACUUGCAGUCUAACGGUUAUUCGCCUUGCCACACUUCGCCAUCGCAGUAUUUAUAUUAUUCUGUAGAAGGCUGGGACAGACAGAUCUCAUUGACCCAAGGCAAAGGAGGUCCACUGCCCAAGAUGGAACUCUAUGACUCCUGUAAGCCGGCAGAGGCCACACCUAUGAAAUCCCCAAAUUUGGGGGAUAAAUGUCUGCCAGAGGAGCCGACAGAAACGGGCAAUGACAGCUGCCCAGAAUUCUCUCCCACUUUGGAUGUGUCCAUUGAUAAACUGAACCGCUUGAUCUUGGAAAUUGACCCCACUUUCCAGCCUCUCCAGCUGAAUCCGAUCCAAAGCCAGAGUCCUAACCAAGCUGUUCCACAAAGCAGCACAGCAGUGGCCCCAAAACAGGAGCCAGAAUCCCCAGACAUAAAGUACAUCGAAAUGACACCUGCCAGAGCAAAGUGCCAGGAAUCUCUGCAGAACUCAGCGAAUCCGUCCAGCGCUCCACAUUCCACAUCUCCCCCAAACCACUGCCCUUUGUUCCCCCAUGGAGGAACCCACUCCAGUGGCCACAUGACCUUCGUGGUUGGCCACGAUCCUGGUGGCCCCCAGUAUCCCACAGGGAGGCAGUCGCCAGCUUGCAUCCGAGUCUCCGAAAGCAUCUCCAUCCCGCAGCAGGACCAGAAGGGCUAUGGGUCAACUUCCCUCCUGGCUUCCUCCCCAGGCUUGGAGAACUUACGGAAGCUGUCUCAGCAUGGGAGGCUGGUGCAGCGAUGCAGCGAGGCAUCUCUGCUGUCGACAAGUCCUGGGUCGGACACCAGCUACAUCCUUGGAAGCAGCUCCCAGUCACUGUCCAACAAUGAGCCCGACACUCCUCAGACCAGGUCAACAGGAAGUCCUUCCUCUGUUGGAUCCCUCAGUGGUUCUUCCCUUGGUUCCUGGAGCUCAGGUUCCUACUAUCCUGGUGUCAGUUGCUCCCAGAAAGGGAAUUCUCCCCUAUCUCAGCCGUUCCAGAAGGGACAGACCCAUAGCUGCGCUCCUUCACCCGUCACAAGCUCCCCAUCCCCUGUGCCCAUUGUGCUUAUCAACGGCCGUCUGGAAGACAGUGAGAUGUCCUCCAAACUUUACAGGAAUCACCCAGGUUCUUUCAAACAGAAGAUGGUCCCACCCAGUUCUGGCUCAUUUUCAGGUGCCAGCAGUUCCAACAAAACAUCUUCAGAGAGCUCGCUCUCAUCUUCUUCGUCUCUGGACAGCUAUUCAAAAGAAACACAGACAACGAUGAAGUUUGUGAUGGACACCUCCAAGUAUUGGUUCAAGCCCAGCAUCACAAGGGACCAAGCUGUCCAGAUGCUUGCUGAUGAACCUCCUGGCACUUUCAUCAUGCGGGACAGCACAUCUUACCGCGGCUCGUUUGGCUUGGCCAUGAAAGUCUUCGGGGGCAAAACAGGGGAAGAUGGCAGUGAUCCCAUCAGGCACUUCCUCAUUGAGUCUUCUGCCCGAGGAGUACACCUUAAGGGCGCCGAAGAAGAACCCUAUUUUGGAAGUCUCUCGGCGUUUGUAUAUCAACACACCAUCAUGCCUUUAGCAUUGCCCUGCAGACUGGUUAUCCCCAGCCAAGAUUUCUUUGGAGGAAGAGAAAAUCCUGCCGUGGGUUCAGAAGCCACUCUGCCAGUUUCAAUGAAAGCUGCAGUCUGCAAUCUCCUGUACCUGCACUCCCUGACCAUGGAGACGCUCACCGGCAAAGCAGCAGUUCGGAAAGCCGUAUCUGCCACUUUCGAACUGGAGGUCCCGCCUACGCCCACCAUCGUCCACUUCAAAGUGACUGACCAAGGGAUCACCUUGACAGACAUCCAGCGGAAGGUUUUCUUCCGGCGGCACUAUCCACUGGCUGCCAUCAGCUUUUGUGACAUGGACCCCGAAAACCGAAAGUGGCAGAAAUUUUCCAAGAUUUCCAGGAUCUUCGGUGUCAUUGCCAAAAGCCCAGCAGACUCUGAGAAUAUCUGCCACCUCUUUGCAGAAUAUGACGCAGUGCAUCCGGCUUCCCAUAUUGUUGACUUCAUCAAGAAACUUCUCCCUGCUGCUUAACGUUGCCCAAAUGCUGGGGUCCUCUGUUUCCUAGCAAUGCUGCCCCACCACUCCCUAUACCCCCACCCCACCCGGAAGCGCAACAGUGCGCUCUUGGUCUUUGAAAGCUCUCUGGGUUGCAUUUCGAAAAGGCUCUGGAGACAAACCAUGGCUGUAUGAGUGUUGUGAGGGCUGCAACAGAAAUGCGGCAGUGGGAAGCAGCAGCAGGUCAUAUGUCUUUGCAGGAAUGAUUCAGUGACCGGAUUGUCUCUCUACAGGAAGGCCAACCGUGUAAUUUCUGGGCUCCUAUUUCAACCAGCAUACUCUUUAGGCCAAUUGAUCAAAAAAGGUGUUUUUCUACCUUGUGGAAAAAAGAUAGUCUUGCAACAUGCAAAGUUGUACUGAUUUGCCUUGGUAAUAGCAAAUCUUUGAGAUAGGUCUGCCAACAGGAAUCCAUGCUCAGUUCGUCCGUUGACUGGACUAUUGUAAUGUGUAAAUACUUUAUGAAGAAUAUUUAGAAGCUGCAAUUGCUGCAGAAUGCAGCUGUCAGAGUGUUAAAUCGUUUGGCACCAGCCUGCUCAUGUAAUGAGAUCAGCAGCAGAGGCCCUUCUUGUGGCCCGUUGUUAGGGUAUACCCACAAUGCAGUGACACAAGAUGGGGGCCACCACGGAGAAGGCCCUGUUUAUGGAACUCACUUCCCUUUGCUAUAGGGACAAUGCUGCCAUUAUUCAACUUUUGUUGCUGGGUAAAUAUACCCUUUUUUUCACCCAGCCUUUGAGAGAGGGUUGAGCCUAGAGGGCUAACUGUAAACAUGGCUGCCGUAGUGUUGUUAUUUUGAUACUGUAUAUUUUUCUUAUUAAAUAUAUACUGGCCAUAUCAAUAACUUCUAUAUGAAUCUUAUUACUCUAAUCUGCCCUGGAACCAAGAGCGGCUGAAGUGUGGGCUAAAUGAUCAAAAUCGUCAAUUAAUUAAUGUCACCCCAGUUCUGAAAGAUCUGCAGCGGUUGCCUCCAUGUUUGUGUUUGGCUUACAAAAUGGCCUGCUCCAUGGCAACGCAGGUCUCAGACUGGGUGUAAAGUGAGAUUGAGACUGGAUACAGAGGCAAGACAAAACAGGGAAAGGAUGAAGCGUGAAGCCAAGAUCCAGCUGCAGUAACAGGCGGUAUGGUGGGGCAGUGGUGCUCACCUGACCUUCCGACCAUUGAGUUGCUGAUGCUUACAGGGAAGGAAAGAGCAGGGAGAAGUGAGGCAACAGGGAGGCUGGUGCAGUGCAAAUGCACAGGUGAAGCUUGUUUGGCACUCCUGCUGGUAAGCUUGCACCGCACCAACCUUCCUGCUGCCUCACCCCUUUGUCGUUCUCAGUAAGCAGCAGCAACUCGGCCGUCAGGAGGCCAGGUGAGUGCCACCACCACACCAUUUGCAGUCAUCAGGCUGUGCUCUAGAAAUUCAGGGCUGUGAUGUUGCUUCAGCAAGAAACAAGUCAAUACUGAGCCCUGCAGAGCAUCGGCUCUGUCCUAAUGGUUGGCCCCCAUCCACAUUGUAAGGUGCUGCUUUAAUUGAAGGGGCCCAGCCCUCUCCAGGAGUCAUCUUCUGCAGUACAGCAGGGGCGCUUCUGGCCUCUUCCACACUAGAAUACACUGAGGCCAGCACUGCUGCAUCCUCAACACAUGGGACACUGUCCCCCACACCACACCCUUGUUUGUAUGGUAGCAACACUUCUGGGAUUGGCUCUGUGCUCCAGAGAGCUCCAUUCCAUCACCCGAAAUGGACUUUAAUUUCUUUUUGCUUUUAACUGGUUUUGUUUUUUUGCUUUUAUGUGAUACUAUUUUGGGGUUUUAAUGUUUUUAUAUUGUUGUAAACAGCUAUAAUUUUUUUAAUGAUACUGCAGUAUAUAAAUAUUUUUAUAACUAAGUAAAUAAAUCUGACUUCUGGUCCUGGACAUAA